AUGUCUAAGGAACUGAAGAGUCUGUGCAGCGACUCCUACCUGGAGCUGAGGAAGGAUUGGUACCAGCAUUUCAGUGGCAAUAACAAAGAGCAUGAAAAAUUACUGAAAGAAUGUUGCCCUCUAUAUGGGGGGAAUCUUUCUUUUUUUACAACCAAAGAGCAAAUAUUUGAGCUCUUUAAUAGAUGUGGUGAUGUCAGGAGUGUAUAUGGCUUGGAUAAAAUAAAGAAAAUGACAUGGGAUUUCUGUUUUGUAGAAUACCACAAUAGAGCUGAUGCUGAAAAUGCCAUGUAGUUCCUAAAUUGGACCCUCUUAGAUGACUAUAUCAUCCACACAGACUGUCUAGGCUUUAGAGAGGGCAGACAGUAUGGCCAUGGCCAAUCUGGGGGCCAGGUAAGAGAUGGGUUUCAUGAAGACUUUGGUGCUGGCAGAGGAAACUUUGAAAAAGAAGCUCAGGCCCAUGAUAAAAGAGGAAUGCCUUAG
This is a messenger RNA of Pteronotus mesoamericanus, 480 nucleotides long. It is a transcript of the gene NCBP2L, whose product is annotated as nuclear cap binding protein subunit 2 like. Gene Ontology annotation, molecular function: RNA cap binding. Gene Ontology annotation, cellular component: nuclear cap binding complex. NCBI's taxonomy places the organism in Eukaryota, Metazoa, Chordata, Mammalia, Chiroptera, Mormoopidae. The record is from RefSeq and is a predicted model, not a curated record. Gene Ontology annotation, biological process: mRNA cis splicing, via spliceosome.